AUGGAGGGGCCACAGCACGAAGUACGAACACCUCCACCGCUCCCCUUCGGCGAGAGCCCCUCCCACCCACAGGGGCGCAGGGCGGGGCGGACACAGAGCCCCAACUCCCGGCCAGACGCCACAGCGGGCUUUCCCCAGCACCGCCUCACUGCCAAGGAGGCGGAAACCCCGGCAGGGGCGGGGCGGGAGGGGCGUGGCAUCGCAGCCCCGAACGCGCCUUCCGGCCAACCGGAUCCCACGAAGGCGGGGGAAGACGGGCUUCACGCCCCCUCGCCGCCGCGCCCUGAAAGCCGCACGCGGGAGACCCCCUUCCUGUCCCGCACACCCCGCGGGCCCAAAGCAAAGCAGCCCAAGGCCCCACCCACAGGGAGAGGAGGGGCGGGGCUGCAGCCGCGGGUAUUUAGCGCGAGCCCGUCCCGCCCCUUUCUCCACCACCGCACGCGCGCCGGCCCCGCCUCUGAUCGGCGGGACGAGGGCCCGCCCCUCCGUGCGCACCGGGACUACGCUCUCCUCCCCCUCCCGCACGGAGUGCGGCCCCGCUCCGCCCCCCAUAGCCACGCACGGGAAGCCGAGGUCAGCCCCCCCGAAAAAACACACGCCCUCCAGUCCCAGGUUACCCGCCACCCGGCUGCCGGACGGACCGCGACGCGGCGUGCUCUCACCGCAAAAGCUCCAGCCACUCAGCCUGCGCGUCGCUCCCGGCGUGAGCCUCGCACCCAGCACGGAGGCCCCGGAACGGCGCGGGCACAGGCCCGCAAGAGCGGACUGGCAACCUCCUUUGCGCUCACGAAGCGGUCACAGGCCUGA
This is a messenger RNA of Onychomys torridus (southern grasshopper mouse), 807 nucleotides long. RefSeq names its product basic salivary proline-rich protein 4-like. Lineage: Eukaryota; Metazoa; Chordata; Mammalia; Rodentia; Cricetidae. The record is from RefSeq and is a predicted model, not a curated record. The transcript has a single exon. Bases 1 to 807 code for a protein of 268 amino acids.